Molecule: messenger RNA, 1557 nt
Organism: Symbiodinium pilosum
Lineage: Eukaryota; Dinophyceae; Suessiales; Symbiodiniaceae
Source: the annotation of a GenBank genome assembly
AUGUGUGACGUGGGUGCAGACAUUGUUGCAGUUUUUUGCGAGGCGCCCGUCUGCAAGCAGGAUUUCUCCUACAGCGUCUUCGACCCGAGGGUCACCUACACCAUGAAGCUGCUGCGUUUCUCUCAGAGUGGGGAUGCGGCCUUGUUUAAAGCCGUGGCGACCGAUUCCUCGGCGGGGGACUGCACCAUGGUCUACGGCCGGUCUUUGUGCAAGGGCUUGGCACGGCAGGAUCCAGCCAAAGCGCUGAUGAAUGCAGAUAGCUUCGGCUACUACGUCCUGGAUGCCGGCAAUCCAAAAACUUUUGGCCGCUACAGUGCGAAGCAGCUCGAGGAAAAGAUGCACGCUGCAGUGGACGAGGUGAACACCGUGCUGGCCACAGCUGGGGACGAGGUCACUCAGGGCGAAGUCCGCGUCCGACCAGAGCAUGGUGAGCUCAUUUUCGGCAGUGCAUCGCAAGGCUGGAUGAUUUCGUUGCCUCUCCUAGCUCGCAACUUCAAGGAUAGAUAUGGACUGAAGAUAGCAGCCCUCAGCCGUCGGCUGUGGUGUGCGGGUCGACGUGGGGGGGCACAGGACGCCGUUGAGGAGGAAGAGGAGGCUGAGGAGCUCAAGGAGCCACUUCUGCGGCGCUUGGUGCUCGAGCCGCUGCUGGAGCUUUGCGCUGCUUUCCGGCGCCAGGAUUGGGAACUUGCCCACACAAUGCUCGAGGGACUGCGGCUUCCAGCUCUGGGCUACGGGGAGAAGUACCUGGCCUACCGCUCGCUCGUCACCAAAAUCAUGAAGCGGCUUGCGGAGGGAGAUGCGUGCCAGGUGAUGUGCCAGCUCCUGUCUCUUCGGCUGCCCUCCCCACGCAAGGCUCAGGGCGCUGACCGGGUGCAGCAUCUCUUCUUGGGAACGCCUGAAGGGAAGCAUGCGGAUGCUCUGCGGAAAUGCUCGCCCGAAGGCCCUCUGACCCUGGCUGUGGCGCGCCUGUUAGCUGUUCGACCGGCUGCUGGCAGUGCUGGCAGCUGCGGCGCGGCCAAGAAAUACGCACUUGGCCGGAUAUUCUGCGGCAGCAUUAGCAGAGGACAACGCCUCCGUGUAAGCGGGAAGCAGGAACACGGCCGGCACGACCUGGCCAGCGUCGAGCAGCUGGCGGUGCCCUGCAGUGGCUGCGCAGAGCCUGUCGAUCAGGUCUUUGCCGGAAACCUGGUGCUGCUGACGGGGCCCCAGCAUCUAAUCUUCAAGUCCGGCACCCUGCUGGACGAGAGCCUUCCACACGAAUCAGGUUUUGUUGAAACCCCGCAGCCUAGCCCAGUGGUGAGAGUGUCCGUACGACCAAAACGCGCAGAAGAUUUGCCCAAGCUGGUUGUGGCACUCCGUCAGCUGAGCGCCUGCGAUCCUGUGGUGCGAUGUCGCGCAGAAGAGUGGGGGGAGCACGUGAUCUCCGGUGUCGGGGAGCUUCACCUCCGAACAUGCAUUGGGGAGCUUGCGGCAGAGCUUGCCGCACGUGAGUCUGAGGAACAGGCUUUGGGGGCUUUCGAGUGUAGGCAACGUUUAGGAAUCUUUGCAGGUAAUUAG